Messenger RNA from Crotalus tigris (Tiger rattlesnake), 1731 nucleotides. RefSeq names its product elongator acetyltransferase complex subunit 5 (gene ELP5). Gene Ontology annotation, molecular function: tRNA binding. Bases 390 to 1325 code for a protein of 311 amino acids. The transcript has 8 exons. The record is from RefSeq and is a predicted model, not a curated record. Gene Ontology annotation, biological process: tRNA wobble uridine modification. Gene Ontology annotation, cellular component: elongator holoenzyme complex; nucleus; cytosol. NCBI's taxonomy places the organism in Eukaryota, Metazoa, Chordata, Lepidosauria, Squamata, Viperidae.
GGGACGGGGCUGGGAGAGCCGUGGCCGCCCGGCCCUUCUCGCGCGCGCCCCACGGGCUUUGUAGGGUCCGGCGAGAGGAGGAGGAGGUGCAAAAUCUGGAGCGUCUUUUGUGUUUUGCUUUAAGAAGAGCCGACAUGGCGCCGAAACCUCUCUUCUGCGCCCCCCCCACAACUCCUUUCGAAGGCAAAAAGUCAAAAACGCUCAAAGCGGGGUUUCCCCCCCCCAAUCAGGCACUCGGUUAGCCACCUAUGGCCUUCCGCGGCGAUGGAGGUGCCCGCCGGCAGGGGGCGCGCAGGGUCCUUUCUCGGCUGUGGCGUUUUCGGGCGGCCGUUCGGUGACGUCAUCGGAGCGCGCGGGCGGCGCCUGCCGGAGCGAAGAGCCGCGCGGGGAUGGUGGAGGCGCUGCUCUCGGGGGCCGCCGAGGGGCUCAUCCUGAUCCGGGAUUCCGUUGCUUGCGAAGGGCGCCCCCUGCUGAAGAGCUUCGUCGUGGCUGCCGCCCAGCGGGUAGAGUCCAUCCACGUUCUCAGCUUUGAGCUGCCAGAAUUGGAAUUCAAGGCUGGGCUGAGCUCUGAAGUGACCUCCCGGAUCUUGUUCCACGAUGCUUUCCCAGAUCCCCUGGGCUGGUCCGGGAGGGGGAGCGCCUUGACCCUGGGAGAAUUCUCCGCUUCGCAAUUGGCCUCCCGCCUGGCCGCAGCCUCCCCGGGAUCUGCCACGGUGGUGCUGGACUCCCUCAGCUGGCUGCUCCUCCGUCUUCCCUUCCCCUCCGUCUGCCAGGUGUUGGCACAGCUGCCCAGGAGAGCCAGUGCUGCUGGGCUGAACGUUGUCCGGAUGGUGGCCCUCGUCCACGAGGAUUUGCACCCGCCCGCCCAGCUGGAGGUGCUGAAGACGCUGGCCCGCCUGGCGGUGAUGCUGCAGCCAGGACCGGAGAGCGGGCGAGGCGGGGAGGGGACCCCCCAAACGGCUGUCGUCCUCCACAGGAAGAGGGGGGGCAGGUUUCUGCAGAAGACACAACUCUUCAGCGUCCUCCCGGGGUUUGUGUUCAAAUUCCUUGGCGAGCUGCCACCUAAAGGCGUUUCCAGAGAGGAGGAUGCGGAGGAAGGACGGGAACCAGCCGCGGUUGAUCCGACAGCCCGCCUGACCUUCAACCUGCACCUCACGGAGGCCGAGCGCCAGGCCAGGGAAUCGGUGCCUCUCCCGUACCACUUCAGCGAGGAAAAGAAAUCCUCACUGCUGCAGACCUCGACAGAGGAAGCCAAGAUCUACUAUCAACCCGAUGCCGCCGAUGACUUUGACGACGAAGAUCCAGACGACGAUUUAGACGUGUGAAGGAGAAAUGGCUUGUUUUUCCAGAUCUGGAACCGGAACCUUUUUACGUCUAUCUGGACCGCUCUUUUUCUUUUGCAACUUGGGAACGAUGGCGGACAGAAGCAAUCCACUGCCGGGAACGGUCUGGCAGGACAAAGCGGAACCUGGGGCCAUCCGAACAGGAUAAACACAGUCCAGAUUUGCUUCCCCUGGGAAAGGACACGGAUAAGAAAUGGCCUUCAGGAAAUCGGUUUGGAAUCCGGAUAAGAAGCCUUUGCUGAAGGUGAUGAGGACAGUGAAAAGCGAUUUGGCGUCCCCCCUGUCCUUUUUUGGGAGCGAUUCGUAGCCAGUAAACUAUUUUGAGUGCCAAUAUGACCGGCUCUGUGGCUUUUAACGCAAUAAACGAUCACAGUAUUUGCCACUAUUA